AUGGAUAAAAAGAUAGUGCACAAAGGGCCGCUGCCUAGAGGUCGCCAGGGCGCGUCUGGAGCUGACGCUGGACGUGACUGCAUGCGGGCCGCCAGCCGAGCGCGGCGUGCUACAAGACCACCUAGCAGCCCCCCGCAUCCAUCAUCCUCACCAGAAGGCUUGGUGUCGGCUGGGUCUUCUGGGACUCAGCAAUCGGCACCCGCCGCCAGUGGAGCACGUCGCAUGCGUUGGUCACAAAUAAUGAACGAUAAGGCACUGCGGGCGUCUUUUAGGGCAAAAGGGGAAGAAACUGGAUGUUUAGCGUUUCAGGCUCGGAUGCAUCGCUUUUUUGCAGAGCCGGAGCCAUCUCUAUCCGUCACUGAGCAAAACCUGGCAGACCGAGUUCGGUACAUCCUACGCUCCAACAUAUUUGGUUACGCCGAACUCGGACGACUACGACGUGAGGCUGUUCCCUCAUCGAAUGGAAACGCUACGGCUGGGAAUGCGGCGCCACUAGUUGUGCAGCAAACUGCAUGUGUGGAUGCUGCCGUCAAUAUUCCAUUAGUGGUUGAUUCAGACGAUGAUGGAAUCUCGAAAAUCGACCGCGACUUCCCCGCAUACCCCUUAGCAAGCGAAAUCGGGCUGUCAUGCGGGCUCUUAACCCACUGCUGGUGA
Messenger RNA from Parnassius apollo (apollo), 654 nucleotides. Lineage: Eukaryota; Metazoa; Arthropoda; Insecta; Lepidoptera; Papilionidae. The record is from the annotation of a GenBank genome assembly.